Messenger RNA from Diversispora eburnea, 181 nucleotides. NCBI's taxonomy places the organism in Eukaryota, Fungi, Glomeromycota, Glomeromycetes, Diversisporales, Diversisporaceae. The record is from the annotation of a GenBank genome assembly.
AUGUCAAAUACUGAAGACCAUUUUAAAGAACAUUUUGAAGAAUAUUUUGAAAAUCAUGAUACUGAUAAUGAAGUUCUUUCUAUUCAAAAUACAAUUAUAUCUCUUCCAAAAAAAAAACUUCUAAAAUUUAUCAAUAUUUUACUUAUGGAACUGACGAAAGGUGACAUUGCAAAUAUUGUAU